Oldenlandia corymbosa var. corymbosa is the source of this 1875-nucleotide messenger RNA. The record is from the annotation of a GenBank genome assembly. Lineage: Eukaryota; Viridiplantae; Streptophyta; Magnoliopsida; Gentianales; Rubiaceae.
GAAAAUUUUCGCAACCCGUGCAACGCACGGGAACUACUGAUAUUAGUAAUUUAAUAGUAAUAAUUAACAAAGGGCACAAAUUUGCGCAGGAGUUUUGGUGAAAACUGGAAAACAAUUCCCGCGGUGUCAAAUCUGUUGGCGUUCAAGUUGAACCCAGUAGGGGUUUACUACGGUUCAUAUCAAUUGCAAUAUAUAAAAAAAAAGUUUUUAAUAAUCAAAUAAAAAAAACUACUGUAUAUUUUCUUCCACCAUCUGUCUAUGCCGGUGGGAUUCUGGGAGAGGAUUGCCGAAGAGAAGCAGAGAUGGCUAAAGGAACUAGUAGGGUUGGCCGGCAGCAUCAAUCCAAGAGAUCGACGUCCACCGUGACGUUGGUUCUCUCAAUGCUUCUUAUGUUGACAAUUGUGCUUUUAGUGCUUUUGGCUCUCGGUAUUUUCUCCCUUCCCCUUGGCUCCGGCGACGAUCCUUCUCCGGUGAAUGACAGUUUCAAGUUCAAGCGCUUGUCCCUCGACAUCGGUGAGGGAGAUGGAUUGGGGAAGAGAGGUGAGCAGUGGACUGAGGUGCUCUCCUGGGAGCCGAGGGCUUUUGUUUAUCAUAAUUUCUUGUCGAAGGAAGAAUGCGAGUAUCUUAUAAAUCUUGCUAAACCUCACAUGGCAAAAUCUACAGUUGUCGAUAGCAAAACAGGUCAGAGUAAAGAUAGCAGGGUUCGUACAAGUUCUGGAAUGUUCUUGAGGAGGGGACGAGAUAAAGUCAUAAGAGCCAUUGAGAAAAGGAUAGCUGACUAUACCUUCAUUCCUGUUGAACAUGGAGAAGGUCUUCAGGUUCUUCACUAUGAGGUUGGACAGAAGUAUGAUCCUCAUUAUGAUUACUUCCUUGACGAGUUCAACACUAAAAAUGGCGGCCAACGUAUAGCUACUGUUUUGAUGUAUCUAUCAGAUGUUGAGAAAGGUGGAGAGACAGUUUUCCCUGCUGCUACGGGCAAUUUUAGCUCCUCUCCUGGAUGGAAUGAGAUGUCAGAAUGUGCGAAAAGGGGGCUUUCUGUAAAACCGAGAUUGGGUGAUGCGCUUCUUUUCUGGAGCAUGAGGCCAGAUGCUACUCUGGAUCCAUCGAGCUUGCAUGGGGGUUGUCCAGUAAUUAAAGGCAACAAAUGGUCAUCUACGAAGUGGAUGCAUGUUGAACAAUAUAAAGUUUAAAUUGACUUUGAAGGCAUUUUUGAGGAAGUAGUUCGGAGAUUGGAGUUUGCUUUUACUGGAAGUUCAAGGACAUUUACAGCUGAUGUGACCAUUCUGAUUCUAAUUAUACUUGAUUUUGCUACUGCUGCGAAAGCCAUAGGCAGGUCGUACUAUCAGUCUGACCUUCGAUGAAGUGCAACUUGUACUCUUCGGUGAUAGCAGAUUUGUUUUUUAGGUAAAUGUUGCUUCCGUUUUUUGCAUAUACUUGUGUGUUUGAAGCAAUAACUUGUAGUUUUAUAUGUAUAAAAAAGUUCACAGAUCUUGUACCACCAAGAUCUUAUGAAACGUAGUCCAGUGUGUCUUGAAUAGUUUCACUUCCUUUUCCCGUUGUCUGGAAAGGAAAGGUUCUUGGUGAUAUGAGGUAAAAGAUUUUGGAGGAAUUCUCAAUGGGAUAAUUUUGUUUUGUUUUUUUUUUUUUUUUUUGUUCUGUCAGAAUCGAGCCAUCCAACUGGCUUGUUUAUGUAUGUAUAUAUUUUCUUGCUUCACCCAGGGAUUAUGAAUUAUUUAUUUCUAUCUUUCGGGAAGAGCAAGAUGUUGUUGCUUCGUACACCCGUUCAUGAAUUUACAUCUAAAAAUACUGUAGUUUAAGAAUCUUUAUUCAAGGAAGCACACAUGUAACGCGCACAUCUAUAAAGUUGUAAUAAAG